Molecule: messenger RNA, 2079 nt
Organism: Phalaenopsis equestris
Lineage: Eukaryota; Viridiplantae; Streptophyta; Magnoliopsida; Asparagales; Orchidaceae
Exons: 9
Coding region: 109-1932 (607 amino acids)
Biological process (GO): mRNA destabilization
Cellular component (GO): cytoplasm
Molecular function (GO): mRNA binding
Source: RefSeq, a predicted model, not a curated record
CCUUGGGUUUUCUUCUUUUUUCAUUGCACUCUCAGCUUCGCUCGCUUCAGGGUUUUCUUAGGAUUCAACCGCGCUGCUUUGCCAUACUCCGCGGGGAAAGAUCUGAUCAUGUCGGCCGUUGCAGCCUCCGUUGACCAAUCGACAGAUUUACUGCAGAAUCUAUCGGUGGAGACAAAGAGCAAAGGCGGUGUUGUUCCAGUCGUGCCCAAGAAGCCUUCUGCAAUUCAAUAUGGACCUGUGAACGCUGGACAAGCUCCGAAGGUUCAAAUGCCCUCGUUGGAGCGUUUUUCGACCCCUGUGAUUCCUGGGUAUAUGGAUCCUAAUAUGUACUUUAUACCUAAUGGAUACCCAUCAACAGCUUUUUACUAUGGAGGUUACGAUGGUUUUGCGGGCGAGUGGGAUGACUACAAUGGCUAUUUGAAUACCGAAGCUGCUGAGAUCUCGAAUGGGGUUUAUGGUGAAAUGUAUCACCAUGGAUAUGGAUAUUCACCUUAUAGUUCUUACCCUUGGUCUGCUUCCGUUCUUCCAGCGGUGGGUGAUGAAAACAUAUCUUAUGGAUCUCAACAUUACCAGUAUCCUUCUUCAUAUUACCAGUAUCAGGGAGAAGUAGCUGCAGACCAGCCUUCUGUAACUGUUGGUUCUGACAAAUCAAAUUCAAAUACGUUUCCUAAUGGAAUUUCUAAUGCAAACAGUGGGUAUUUUUCGCAAAAGAAUAACCAACAAAGUUUGUUAUUUCCCUCAAAUGAUUCAUACGGUAGAAGUGUUCUAUAUUCAAGUUUCGAUGGAAUGAGAUCACCAUUUCCAUGGUAUUAUGGCCCCACAUAUGCUUAUCCAAAUCUUAAUUCAGCUACUCCAAAUACCAUGUCUUCAACUGCUUCACAAAAUUUUCAUUCAAUGUCAACGAGAAAUCAGAAUGGUUUAAAUUGUGGAACAACCCCUUCGAUGGGACAAGCAGGUUCUGGCACGUUAAAUAGGUUUUAUCCUACUAACCUCAUGUAUGGCCAAUAUGGUAAUCCAUUUAGAGAUUGUGCUGCUUUAGGAUCACAAUUAUAUAAUUCUCGAAUGAAUUUUUAUGGAUUUUACGGACGUGGCUAUGAGAAUUUUGACGGUAUGAGCGAGCUGAAUCGAGGGCCGAGGGUGAACCGCUUUAAAAUCCUUAACGGGGCUGUUCCUACGGGCGAAGAAGUUGAGGAUAAUCAUCUUGUUCCAAACAGAGACCAAUACAACCGAGCUGAUUUUCCUGAAAAGUACGCAGAUGCAAAGUUUUUUAUCAUCAAAUCAUAUAGCGAAGAUGAUAUACACAGGAGCAUCAAGUACGGUGUUUGGGCCAGCACCCCCGGUGGGAAUAAGAAGCUUGAUUCUGCUUACAAGGAAGCCAUGAACAAAGCUGAUGGAUGCCCCGUGUUUUUGUUUUUCUCUGUAAAUACGAGUGGACAAUUUGUCGGCGCUGCGGAGAUGGUUGGGCCGGUUGAUUUUGAUAAAACUGUCGAUUACUGGCAGCAGGAGAAGUGGAUUGGUUGCUUUAAUGUGAAGUGGCAUAUUGUGAAAGAUGUACCUAACAGCCUUUUAAGGCACAUAACUUUAGAGUACAAUGACAAUAAGCCGGUGACGAAUAGUAGAGACACUCAGGAGGUGAAACUUGAGCAGGGACUUCAGGUUCUCAAGAUUUUAAAGGAUCAUGUAAGCAAGACAUCCAUCUUGGAUGAUUUUGGAUUUUAUGAGACUCGCCAGAAGGUGAUGCAAGAAAAAAGGGCCAGGCAACACCAACAUAACCAGCAGUUCGUUGCUGUUAAAUCAACGGAGCCUGUUGAUGAGAAAGACAAGGAAACGGCUGAUUCGGAGAAUGGAUCGCAGAAGCCAUUGGAAUCUGCUCCUGAAUUGAAGAAUUCAGUGGCUCCAGGUGGUGGUCCUGAUGAUUCAUCUUCCACCUAGGGUUACCGUUGAUACUUUGAAGGGAACAACAAUGCCACCAAACGAGAUUACUGAAAUUUCAAAUGCUGUUUGCUAAAUCCAAGUUAGAUUUUCUACCAGCAAUUCAUCAUUCACAGGCAAAAAUUUUCUUUUUGUGCAUUUUUUUGA